Parnassius apollo (apollo) is the source of this 510-nucleotide messenger RNA. NCBI's taxonomy places the organism in Eukaryota, Metazoa, Arthropoda, Insecta, Lepidoptera, Papilionidae. The record is from the annotation of a GenBank genome assembly.
AUGACCUGCGGGUGCACGUGCAGCGGCAGCAAGCCUGGCGCACUGCGCAAGGGUUCUCAGCGUUACGUACCGAUGACGUGCGGGUGCACGUGCAGCGGCAGCACGCCUGGCGCACUGCGCAAGGGUUCUCAGCGUUACGUACCGAUGACUUGCGCGUGCACGUGUAGCGGCAGCACGCCUGGCGCACUGCGCAAGGUUUCUCAGCGUUACGUACCAGUGACGUGCGGGUGCACGUGCAGCGGCAGCACGCCUGGCGCACUGCGCAAGGGUUCUCAGCGUUACAUACCGAUGACGUGCGGGUGCACGUGCAGCGGCAGCACGCCUGACGCACUGCACAAGGGUUCUCAGCGUAACGUACCGAUGACGUGCGGGUGCACGUGCAGCGGCCACACGCCUGACGCACUGCACAAGGGUUCUCAGCGUAACGUACCGAUUACGUGCGGGUGCACGUGCAGCGGAAGCACGCCUGGCGCACUGCGCAAGGGUAUUCUCAGCGUUACGUACCGAUGA